AUGGAAAUCUGCAACAGUUGCGCAUCGAACAUGACAUCUGCCGAAGUUGUUUGUGGUGGCUUUUGUAAAGCAACUUUCCAUUUCAAAUGCGCCAGAAUAACAGAGGCUUUGUACAAUGAAAUCAUUGGAAAUCCCGCUGUAUUCUGGAUGUGCAAAGGAUGCUGCGACAUCAUGGGGAACGCAUGCUUUAGGAACACGAUAACAUCGAUGAAUUCUGUAACCGCGGAACUAAACAACAUGCAUAAAAAGGUUGUCGAAGAACUAAAGACGGAGAUAAAAGACAGCUUGAUUGCCGAACUGCGAUUGGAGAUACAAGGAGGCUUCAAUAAACUUUCUCCGGCGGUUUUAUCCCCGUUGCCACACCGUUUUCAAUUUGACAAUCGAUCAUCACCGAAGAGAGCCCGCGACGACGACCCCGAACGACUCGAACGGCCAACGAAGAUAUUCCGUGGUACUGGGUUGAUGGCGAACGGAGCAACUAUCGCGACCGCCGUAAGGACAGAGAGUAGAUUUUGGAUGUAUCUAUCAAAAAUUUCUCCCGAAGUCUCGGAAGCGGACAUCCAAAACCUCGCCAAGGAAUGUCUGCAGACGGAUGAUGUAGUUGCAAAAUCACUCAUCCCCAGGGGACGACCGCUGAACACGUUGACGUUUGUAUUGUUCAAGGUGGACAUCAACCAAAGCUUAAAAACAAAAGCAAUGGACCCCUCUACUUGGCCGCAAGGGAUUGAAUUUCGCGAGUUUGAAGACAAUGGUUCCACCUCACGGCAUUUUUGGAAGCCAGCGCCAAUAGCCGACCCGGGAGCAUCAACGUCGACGAACAACCCCAUCCAACUGACUUGA
This is a messenger RNA of Toxorhynchites rutilus septentrionalis, 840 nucleotides long. RefSeq lists its product as uncharacterized. The record is from RefSeq and is a predicted model, not a curated record. The coding region runs from base 1 to 840 and encodes 279 amino acids. The transcript has a single exon. NCBI's taxonomy places the organism in Eukaryota, Metazoa, Arthropoda, Insecta, Diptera, Culicidae.